Molecule: messenger RNA, 879 nt
Organism: Antechinus flavipes (yellow-footed antechinus)
Lineage: Eukaryota; Metazoa; Chordata; Mammalia; Dasyuromorphia; Dasyuridae
Gene: C1H6orf52
Product: chromosome 1 C6orf52 homolog
Exons: 4
Coding region: 261-701 (146 amino acids)
Biological process (GO): selenocysteine incorporation
Cellular component (GO): nucleus
Molecular function (GO): tRNA binding
Source: RefSeq, a predicted model, not a curated record
AAAGGAAAUAAGUAUCAAAGUGUAAUUCUAAAUUUUUGCUUAUUACUGUGAUUUUACUUUUUACUGUGUGAAAGUUACAUAGAGCCAAGAAUUUAGCAGUUAAUUAGUGAAAACAGCCGAGUUAACUUUGAAGCAGGUGUAUUUAGUGUUUGUCAAGUAUUGGUUGUAGUAUUUAUUUAGAAAGGUAGGAGGGUUUGGUCAAAGAAGCAACUUCUAUACUUGGCUUUUUUACUAUUAUUAAAAGCAGAACUUCAAUAUCAAUGGCUAGGCAUUUGAAUUCGCUGGAUUUUGAUUUAACCCAACAAAGCGAUUAUUUUUGGUACUGGCAAAGGAUGAAGGCUGAGUUACAACUUGACCACUGUGGUACCUAUUACCAGCAGCAUCAAACUUGCUAUUUGCAGUCAGGUUUUGAACCAUAUUUUGAAUAUAACUAUAACUGUAUAUUUUAUGAGAAUGUUCAGAAUGUCUCCUCUACAAAAGAGAAUGCUAAAGAUCUAGCUGAAAUUCCAACUGUGUCAGAGGCUUGGUCUACAAAUAACGAGGAGGAGCAAACUGAAGAUCCACAGAUUCCCUUGGAUAUUGAGAACCUGAACAAGGAGUUUAUGGUGGGAAGUGAAGAGCUAUAUGACUCUCUAAUGAAUUGUCACUGGCAGCCUCUGGAUACUAUUGCUUCUAGAAUCCCAAAUAACAUCCAGGAGUAACUCUGUAAAUACCCAGCAAUUCCCAUCAAAAUGCUAUGUUGGUACGUUUGGGGAUGGGUCAGAAGUCUUAUUUUGUUUUGUUUCGGAGGCAUUUAUUGGAAUAUAAUUGUUGGAAGUAUUGGAACAUAGUGAGAAUGAAUAAUUACUUCCAUAAAAAUAAAGAUACUUAACCAGUAAA